This is a messenger RNA of Rhododendron vialii, 1309 nucleotides long. Its product is annotated as basic endochitinase-like. Gene Ontology annotation, molecular function: chitinase activity; chitin binding. Bases 58 to 1047 code for a protein of 329 amino acids. Gene Ontology annotation, biological process: cell wall macromolecule catabolic process; chitin catabolic process; carbohydrate metabolic process. The transcript has 3 exons. NCBI's taxonomy places the organism in Eukaryota, Viridiplantae, Streptophyta, Magnoliopsida, Ericales, Ericaceae. The record is from RefSeq and is a predicted model, not a curated record.
CCCCAAAUAACACACAAGCUAGAACCAAAAACAGAUAACAAAAACUCAACCAAAAAAAUGACGAUUUUGGCACUAAUUUCCCUCUCUCUCCUCUCCAUACUAGGAGCCUCGGCACAACAAGAGCAAUGCGGUAGCCAAGCAGGAGGGAAAGUCUGCCCGGGGGGACUCUGUUGCAGCAAAUUCGGCUUCUGCGGUACCACAGCGGCUUACUGCACCGGCGGGUGCCAGAGUAAUUGCAACACGGGUGGCGGCGGCUCCCCCAACAUCCCCUCACCAACCCCUAGUGGCGGUGGCGGCGAUAUCAGCUCUCUUAUCAGCAAAGCCGUGUUUGAGAAUAUGUUGAAGCACAGGAACGACGAGGCAUGUCAAGGGAAAGGGUUCUAUACUUACGAGGCUUUCAUCGCUGCCGCCAAGGCGUUUGGCGGUUUUGGAACUACUGGGGAUGAUGCUACCAAGAAGAGAGAGAUUGCUGCGUUUUUGGCUCAAACUUCCCAUGAAACUACUGGAGGGUGGCCAACGGCUCCGGACGGACCAUAUGCAUGGGGAUACUGUUUUGUAACGGAACGAACGAACCCCCCACCGGAUUAUUGUGAUGGAACUCCACAACAGAAACAACAAUACCCUUGUGUUGCUGGGAAGAAGUACUUCGGCCGUGGCCCCAUCCAAAUUUCACACCAUUACAACUAUGGUCCAGCUGGAACAGCCAUACGAAGCAAUCUACUUGCCAACCCAGACUUUGUCGCAACCGACCCCACCAUUUCUUUCAAAACAGCCUUCUGGUUCUGGAUGACUCCACAAUCUCCGAAACCCUCCAGCCACGAUGUCAUCACCGGCCAAUGGACCCCGUCACCUGCCGAUUCAGCAGCAGGUCGGGUCCCGGGGUACGGUGUCAUCACCAACAUAAUCAACGGCGGAAUUGAGUGUGGAAAAGGGUCUACUACCGAACAGGAGAAUCGGAUCGGGUUUUAUAAGCACUACAGUGAUAUUUUGGGAGUCGGAUAUGGAAAUAAUCUUGAUUGCAAUAACCAAAGGCCUUUCAGCCCGUAAGACCCAAUAAUAUUGCGAAAAACAUACUAUUCCAUGGGACACAGUAAUAUUGCAGGGUCCAAUUAUAUGGACCCUGCAUAUUAUUGUGAAAUGAUGAAAUAAUGCCGCAUGAGUACUGAAUAAAUCUUAAUACAUGGUAGUCCGUUUUUUUUGAGAUAAAUUGCGGCUGAUAUACAAAUAAAUAAAAUAAGAGAAUUAGAAUUCUCUUCUUUUAAACACGAAUGUGAUGCUUUGCUGAAUAAAGAUGUAGAAUAUUUCAGAA